Pipra filicauda (Wire-tailed manakin) is the source of this 1836-nucleotide messenger RNA. It is a transcript of the gene ADGRG7, whose product is annotated as adhesion G protein-coupled receptor G7. NCBI's taxonomy places the organism in Eukaryota, Metazoa, Chordata, Aves, Passeriformes, Pipridae. Gene Ontology annotation, biological process: G protein-coupled receptor signaling pathway. Gene Ontology annotation, cellular component: membrane. Gene Ontology annotation, molecular function: G protein-coupled receptor activity. The record is from RefSeq and is a predicted model, not a curated record.
AUGCCUUCCAUCCACUGGGACAGAAUGUUUGUUGGAAUUACCUGUUGUGUAGUGACUGUGACCCUUUGGGCACUGUGUAUUUGGGAACUCCUCAGGUUUAAAGCAGUUAAUUUUUGUGACGACAGUACCAGCGCAGUGAACAUUUCUGCAAGCAAUAGAAAACCCCUUACUUUUGAACGGAUCACAGUGGGUAAGUAUGGCAACUCCAAAGAAAAAUGUGAACCCGAUGCUGUGAAUGGUAAUGCUUCAAUAACAAUCCAGAUGUGCUCCAGAGAAGGGAAAAAUCCUACUUUAAAGCCCCACCAAAUUCUGAAUUGUAAUGAAAAUCUGGACUCCUUAGUAUCACAGUACAUAGCCUUCACUAAAUGGUUGAAACUAAUAUAUAAUAUUAGCAGUAGCUAUUUCAAAUGCCACCUCACAAAAACAGUGGAGGAAUUUUCUUUGACUGGCAACAUCUCACAGCCCAAUGUUGCAAUCCAGUCUGCUCCACUGCAAUUAAGAUCCUCUAUGUUUCUGGUUUUGGCACAGAGAAAUACAGCACUGGGAAAGUGCCAGUCAACAAAACUAGAAAUACAGGAAAAUGUUCCUGGGCUUCUUAGUGACCUCAGUAAUGAAGUUCAGAUACUGUUCAACAUUUUAAGUUCAUCAGACAAUGGAAGUGUUGGAUUUGUCCUGUAUCAAAACCACAAACUCAUCCAGUCAAGGAUUUAUCAGAGUUGCAAUAGUUUGUCUAAACAAAUCAUCUCUGGCAACAUUGAUGGCGAAAGAACGAGCAGUGUUAUAAUAGCCUUUGGUCCCAAGUACAACACAUCUGAACUGCAGCUGCGUGAUCAUGCCCGUGUCUUUUGGGACUACUCUGCCAAUGACUGGAGCACUGCCGGCUGUGCAAAAGGAAGAGACCAGUUCUUGAGAUGCAGGUGUAAUCACACGACUAAUUUUGCUGUCCUGACGGCGUUUCAGAUCAAAUAUAAAUACGCAAAGCCUUUGGAGUAUAUUUCUUAUAUUGGUCUUGAUUUGUCCAUGGCUGGCCUGAUUGCUACCACUUAGUUUCAAAUAUUCACUAGGAAAACUCUAAAGUCAUCUGUAACAUGAAUGUUAGCGAGUCUCUGCUUAAUGCUCAUUUUUAACAUAAUCUUCAUCUCUGGAAUUGAAAAUCAUAAUGCCAGGAAUCACAGCAGUGAUACCACCAGCUACCACCAGCAAUACCUUCCUUAUGAUAACACCAGUAACACCUUACUCACUUCUGACACGGUAGAUCCUCCCACAGACUCCUGGUGUACAGCUGUGGCUGUCCUACUGUGCUAUUUUUUCUUGGCAACAUUUACGUUGACCGCACUCAAUUCUGCACAAUUGUACUUAUUGUGGCUUAGAGCCACGAAGCCGCUGCCUGGACAUUUCUUUGUAACCAUGUCAGUAAUUGGAUGGGCACUGAAACCAAUAGCUUGGUCACUGGCACAGCAGCACAGGUCUGCUGUGUGCAGGAGACAUUUUCACAGUAAUCAGGGCAUUAAACAAUCUAUUUCUGCCAAGAAUAAAAAGGAUUCACUAAUGAAAAAUAUGAUUAGCACUAUCUCUACAUUUGUAGUGCUCAGAAUCACCUGGAUGAUAGGCUACCUCAUGUUAAUGAGUCAUGAAAAAACAAGUCUUGUUUUCAGCUGUCUGUUUUACAUUUUGAAUGCUACUCAGGUAAAGUAUUUAGCAAUUCUGAGACUAAUAAUUGAGAUAAAAAACCAAAUCAGAUUUAUUUGUUCUAUAGCUUGGCGGACAAGCUCCGAACGCAAUGAAUGUGUGUGUGUGAAUAGUAGCGAACGCCUAGAAGUGACUAUUCCAGGAUGA